Molecule: messenger RNA, 741 nt
Organism: Cyphellophora europaea CBS 101466
Lineage: Eukaryota; Fungi; Ascomycota; Eurotiomycetes; Chaetothyriales; Cyphellophoraceae
Exons: 2
Coding region: 1-741 (246 amino acids)
Source: RefSeq, a predicted model, not a curated record
AUGAGCCGCAAAGAUUUCCUGCAGAACGUCGCCUCCGCGAGCGUGGCCGUUAGUCUCUCGGACUAUUUUGGCAUCAACUUUGCUCGCACGAACGACGAGAGAGUGGCAUUGGAGAGUCAGACGGUCAAGCGCUACUCGCUGAAGCAACACAAGCAGUACUUUGAGGAACUAAUGAAAAACACCCUGUAUGCAGACGACGUGCGGCAGCUCCUACAAGGCGCCAAACGGGGGAAGGCUUUUUUUGUCGUCGGUUUCCUCACUACGCAAGGUACCAUCUGGAGCCGGGAGCACGGGCAGCUACGGUCCUCUGGCGUCGACGUCAAGGUCCCGCUCUCCGCGGCGUUAGGCCUCCCGCUCCCCGGUCUGGACCCCGGCAUAGGUGUUUCAGGCUCUGUUGAGCGGAAACAGAGCUCUGAGGCCUCAACGGCUGCAACAGAGAUUUUCGCGAUGGCGUACGACGUGGUCAAGUUCAACUAUUCUCUUGACAGGAAUGCGUCGAAAUACGUCAGAAAAGAUGUCAUGGGCAGUGAUGAUGAGGAGGGUGAGGAGGACGAUGGGAAAGAGGAGGACGAGGAGCAUAGAGGUGAAGUAGCGGCACAGGAAUCAGAGAAAGCCGACGAGUCGACCAGAAGCUCGACGCCGCAAGUCGUUCUCGCACGGGUGCAUGAUUUGCAGCUAGAAGAACUCGAUACGGAGACCGCAGGCGCGGAUGACAUGCUGAUAAGCUUCGACGAUCAGUGA